AAAACCCUCAGUGCAUUCUGAGCAACUUGGUGCUUGAGGCAUCAGCAAACCAGGAUCUACUCAAAUACACAAUUAUUAUUAUUUUUUUUACAUCUGCCUUCAACAGUAACUGUAACCAUGGUGCUGGAGGACUCUGAGUGCAGCGUCUUUGAGCUUGACAUCACUGAGGAUGAUGUGGAGACUGCGUUUGGUCUGGUGCACUGCACCAUGAUGGGUGUUCCGAAGGGUAACCGACCUACCAUCCUGACCUUCCAUGACAUCGGACUGAACCAUAAGAGCUGUUUCGAGUCUCUCUUUAAUCACAAAGACAUGCAUGAGAUCAUGCAACACUUUGCUGUGUGCCAUGUUGAUGCCCCAGGACAGCAGGAGGGUGCCAGCACACUCUCCACAGAGUAUACCUAUCCUUCUAUGGAUCAGCUCUCAGAAACCCUCCCUAUGGUCCUCCAGCAUUUUAGUCUGAAGAGUGUGAUUGGAAUGGCGGUUGGAGCAGGAGCCAAUAUCCUUACUCGCUUUGCACUAAAACAUCCAGACAUGGUUGAAGGUCUUGUUCUGAUUAAUUUGAGUGCACACGCAGAGGGUUUCCUGGAAAGGGCAGCACAAAAGAUCACAAGCUGGACUCAUGCUCUCCCUGACACAGUCAUUUCACACCUGUUUGGAAAGGAGGAGAUACAGAACAAUCAUGAGCUGAUCUCAACCUUCCGUCAUCUCAUUACAAACAACAUUAACCAGUCCAACCUGCAGCAGUUUGUCAAGUCCUACAAAAGCCGAAGGAAUCUGGAGAUCGAGAGACCAGUACAAGGAGGAAACCUAAAUGCAAGAAUGCUCCAGUGUCCAGCUUUGCUGAUAGUGGGUGAUAACUCUCCAGUUGUGGAUGCUGUGGUUGACAGCAACUCCAGAAUGAACCCAACAACAACCACAUUUCUCAAGAUGGCUGACUGUGGCGGCCUGCCUCAGGUUGAUCAGCCUGGCAAGCUUAUAGAAGCUUUCAAGUAUUUUAUCCAGGGCAUGGGCUAUAUGCCCUCUGCCAGUAUGACCCGUCUUGCUCGGUCUCGCACGGCCAGUAACUCAUCUAUGGAACGAAACCGUAACCGCAGCGGUACAAACACGGAUGAGCAGCGUGGACGCUCCCACACCGACGUCUCCAUGGAGAGCACCCCUGGUGCGGAGCACAGUUCCUCAGGCCCCACACAUUCCGCCGAGCUGUCCUGCUGAAUGCCUCAUGAAAAUAACACCUCUGUGCAGAUCAGAUUGGAACUCAGCAGGCGGUUUGAUAUUGGACCUGAAAUGACAGAAUCUGAGCCUGAAAGCUGAUGCUCCUGUUAUUAGAUAAUGUUUCAUUGGUAUUUUUCACAAGGGAUGUUUUGAUUAGAGAUGGCCCUCACAGCAAACAAAGCUUGGCUGUGAGAAUGUAUAAAAUAUAUAUGUGUGUAUCUUAAAAUGCGGAGUGAGUAGGCCCCUAUGUGUGUGAUUGUGUUGGAGAGUUCUCUGAUCGGGAUGGAUGUUUGGGGGAUUUGUUUAUACAUUACAUAUUGCAUAUCAUUUCUGUACUACUUUUAAUUCCUAACAGUAGUGUAAAACUUACAUCUGAGAGUAUUUCUUAGUCUGACAAUAUAGUCUACAGAACAUUUGAUACAGUAUCUGAAUCAUUUCUAGUGGUUGUGCUUCUUACAGUUCCAUCUUACAUUAUAUUAAUGAACAAGGAAGAUAGGAAUUUUGGUAAGAUCACUUUAUAUUUAACAACUGUAUUCCUAAAAUAAAAUUAAGUAUAUUCAGUCAGCCUCACUGCUGUAUAUUGUCUAACACUGUGAAAAAUUAAAAAUACAUACAAUGUAACUAUGUAAUGGAUUCCCAACUAUACCAUUACAGAAAUAAAUACUGAACAGAGAUCAAUAAAAACAAACAAAAUCAUAAAAAUAAGCAAAUGUCUUUUAUUAAAAAAGAUACAUUUCUGCAUAUUUCCAGAAUUAAAUAUGAACAGUAACAACUUGGCAAAAUGAAAGUGUAAAUAUCAAGAUCACUGUCAAUUCUUUUAUAUGUAUUUCAGAAUAUGUUACAUAACAAAGAUACAAACACGUCCUUUAACACCAUUUUAUCUAAUAUAUAUUUUCAAAAACUGAUGAUGUGUAUUCCUUUAAGGAGAGUUCAGUUUUUUUCGUUGAAAGGCUGUAUUUUUUAAACAUAUUUGCAAAAUAUUAAAACAGUUUUUUGGACUUCUCCGAUUUGGAACAGGAAGUCAACAUCUUAAAUUUAACAUUUUCUUAAUUUCAUAUUUUGUCCCUCAUCCAUCCAUCCUUAUAAAAAUAUAAAGUCCAUAAAGUACUUCAGUCUGAAGUAUCAUUGUUCACUUCACAAGCCAUCUCUAUGAGUAACUGUGCUGAUGUUUAUUCAUAAAUCAUCCGAAUUCAAUCCAAAUUUCUCAUCAACAGUACUUUCUGUGCUCUCCAGCAUCCCUGUUACUGUCAAGUGUGAUGCACAGACUACAAAUAUGAACCUAAGGA
Messenger RNA from Cyprinus carpio (common carp), 2498 nucleotides. Its product is annotated as N-myc downstream regulated 1b. Gene Ontology annotation, biological process: signal transduction. The record is from RefSeq and is a predicted model, not a curated record. Lineage: Eukaryota; Metazoa; Chordata; Actinopteri; Cypriniformes; Cyprinidae. Gene Ontology annotation, cellular component: cytoplasm.